This is a messenger RNA of Penicillium vulpinum, 1143 nucleotides long. RefSeq lists its product as uncharacterized. Gene Ontology annotation, molecular function: dioxygenase activity. The transcript has 2 exons. The record is from RefSeq and is a predicted model, not a curated record. NCBI's taxonomy places the organism in Eukaryota, Fungi, Ascomycota, Eurotiomycetes, Eurotiales, Aspergillaceae. The coding region runs from base 1 to 1143 and encodes 380 amino acids.
AUGACGCAGACUGCAUACGCGAGAUUACACUGCAUCGGCAGCGGCAAUCUUGCAUCUGCGGGUAUCAAGAUUCUUGGCAAGGCAGUCUGUUCAUGCUUUAUCUUCUCUCACUCUUCACUUCUAUUUAAACCUCACUCUCAAGCUCCCAUCCUUCAUCUAUUGAUCACUUUGGCUAUCACUUUGACCAGGGCUACCAACGUUAUCAACCCUCAGGCAACUCCAAUCGCCCCAUCUCAUCCCGCUCCAGCUAAAGCUCCAGCAGUAUCCUUCUUGAGCUCAAAUUCUACUACGGUAUCAGUCAAUCUUGAAGCUAAAGCACCGUUUCCAGCUAUUCGGGCACUCUUUGAUCACCUCCACAGUCACCUUGACGAUGUUGCCAAGCUCAACGCAACCUACCCUCACCGGGGCGUCAUCAAGACUGCUGCUCUACACAAAGCCGAAUCGGAUCAGAAGUUCACCAUCGACCUCUCGCCUAUGCGAAACUCCCGGAUCCCAGAAGCUCUUCGUGAAUCCUUGGAUCCUCAUGGCCUAGGUGAGGUCCUCGACCUCUUCAACGCCAUCAGUGCUCAGUAUGUACCCACCAUACUGUCGUCUCUGAGCAUCCUCGCCGGUACCGAUCUGUCUGUGGCACAUACGUCAUACAAUAUGAACUACCGCCUAUGUGAUUACAAUCCUAACACGGCUGCUCCCAAAUCGUCCAAUGGAUGCGGAGCUCACACGGAUUACGGAACCUUCUCAAUCAUCUUCCAAGAUGGUACCUCCGGUCUGGAGCUCGAAGAGACUCCCGGCAUAUGGGUCCCCGUCCCUGGCGAUGCCACUGUUGUCCUGACCGGUUGGUGUGCGGUCAUUCUGAGUGGUGGUCGGAUUUCCGCUGCCAAGCAUCGUGUUCGCCGUGCCCCGGGCGUGCGUCGCUUGAGCGCUGUCUUAUUCGUUACCCCUGACCUUGACGUGAAAUUGAAGCCUCUGGGUGAUUCCCAGCCAAUCCGAACUUUCUCUGACACCAUCAUGCGUGGAGACCUGGAUGUUGCAACCUUCAAGGACGUUAUGGGAAAGAGAUGGCGAUAUAGAGAGGGGAAUGAAGAGAUGGACAAUGCAGACUCCCUCUCUCAGGAUAACGAGAUUGAGAACAUGGUAUGGGGCUAA